AUGGGGCAUUCUUUGUCUAAGGAGGUGUCCUUCAUUAAGGAUCUUAAAGCCUCCCUUCGAGAGAGAGGAAUUAGGGUCAAGAAAAAAGAUUUAAUAAAUUUCUUUAUUUACAUUGACAAGGCCUGUCCUUGGUUUAUGUUGGAUGGCCCUACCAUUCAUCCCAAAAAAUGGCAAAAGGUAGGACGUGAGCUCAAUCAAAAAUUAACUGUUUUUUCCUUUUGGGGCAUUACAAGAGAUAUUGUUGAGGAUGCCGACAAUGAUGCUGGCAAACGACAGUUACUUUCGGUUGCUGAAUAUUGUCUUUCUUCAUCCAAGCAAAAUUCACCCGCCGCUUCUCGUCCUCCCUCUCAUGCUUCUGAUUCCUUCUCUUUGGCUAAUGCCUCUCCUCUUCCUAGCCUCCCUCGACUUUAUCUGCCUCUUUCCACUGCUGAUGUCCUGCCACCAUACUCUGGGACGUCUAAUCACAAAGAAUCUUUAAAAUCCCUCGGCUCACCCGUCUCAUUUACACAAGAUCCUGAACCCCUAGAUCCUGGAGAUGCCGCUACGCUCGAGGACGAGGCCGCUCAAUAUCAUAAUAAUGAUGACCCUCCACUCGCCUCCGCACCUCUGCCAUCUGCUCCUUUUGUCCUCCCAUCCUUCCCUACACUGCCUACAGAUAUCCUCUCAGAGACCCGCUCGCAGGCAAGCCGUAUUUCUGGCCCUUCUCAAUCCACGCCGACUCGCCCUGAUCAUGUUAGCAUUAGAAUCCUUGAUGAUGAGGCCUCCGAUGAGCAAAAUAGCGAAAGUGAUAGCGAAGAGGGGCCCCAGUCUCCUAACUCCUCUAGCGCCCCUGCUAGUUCUUCUGCUAAAGUCAAAACAAAAUCCUCCUCCGAGGAGCCUGGUGACUUUCAUCCCCUUCGCUUCAAAAAAUUAGAAAAACUUAACUCAGCCGUCCGCACCUAUGGCCCUAAUGCUCCUUUUACUGUUUCCCUCCUUGAAAGUAUGGCUGGGGGCGGAUUCCUGACACCCAGUGAGUGGCUUACUGUUGUCCAAUCGGUUCUCACAAGAGGCCAAUUUCUCUCAUGGCAGGCUGACUGGUAUGACCGCUGCCGCAAUCUGGCUAAUAACAAUUUAAAAAAUCCUGACAAAGCCUCAGCAAAAUGGACAUUUAAUAAAUUAACAGGACAGAAAAAAAUAUGCUCCAGAACAAGUACAGCGUGCUUUCUCUGUCGGGCUCUUAGCUCAAGCCCAUGGGGCUGCCCUUGCCGCGCAAUUCCAGUUAAGGGGUCUGUUCUUUCACCCUUAACAAAGAUUAUCCAAGGCAAUAAUGAGGACUAUUCAGAAUUUGUGGGGCGCCUCCUUGAGGCAGCGGAGCGAUCAUUGGGAUCCGAUAAAAUAGAACAAAAAGAAAGUAAACUCCUUAAACAGCUGGCCUUCGAUUUGACCCCUAGAUUUAACCGCUCCCGCUUUAGGCCCUCCUCGAGGACCAUCUACUCCCGGAUCCUCGGACAUUUUCUGGAUUCACCAAAUGACUCAAGAGCGACCCACUCUAAAACUUAA
Molecule: messenger RNA, 1539 nt
Organism: Meriones unguiculatus (Mongolian gerbil)
Lineage: Eukaryota; Metazoa; Chordata; Mammalia; Rodentia; Muridae
Product: endogenous retrovirus group K member 6 Gag polyprotein-like
Exons: 2
Coding region: 1-1539 (512 amino acids)
Biological process (GO): viral process
Molecular function (GO): structural molecule activity
Source: RefSeq, a predicted model, not a curated record